GCAGUUCUAGAUAAAUCCAUAUAACGAAGUCCAAAACAUUUUACAGGGACCAAAGGAAACCAUUCUUUGUGUGAUCUCUUGUAAUCUUCUAUACAAGGCUUUUGCUUCGCUGUUGUGCCCAGCCAAACCAGCAAGCCUUCCAGCCUCAUUCUUGUACUGGUUCUUAAUUUCUAUUCAACCCCCACAGUGUAUUUAUCUAGGAAUAUUUAGAACCUAUCUUUCUUUUGUUACUGGUAGAUGUUUUUGGAAACUAAACUGAAAGUCAAUCCUUUACCGUAGUUUUCUUAACCGAAGGAUUUUUUAAGGCCACCUUUCUUUUUAACUCAAAGCUCUCGAAAAUGGCGUGUUUGGUAGCUCGAUCAGGGAGGGAGCUGCAGAGGUAUGAUAACCUGGGCCGCCGCCAAGUAGUUGGAUGCAUUCCAUAUCGAUUCAAAAAUUGCAGUGAUGGUUCCGUUGGUGAUGAAUUGGAAGUACUAGUUAUCACUUCACAGAAGGGGCAAGCCCGAGGAAUGAUGUUCCCUAAGGGUGGUUGGGAACUUGAUGAAUCUGUGGAAGAAGCAGCUUCCAGAGAAUCGCUUGAAGAAGCCGGGGUUCUUGGCAAUGUUGAGGAUGGACUAGGGAAAUGGAACUUUUUAAGCAAAAGACAUGGCACAUUUUAUGAAGGAUAUAUGUUUCCUUUGCUUGUGACAAAGCAACUUGAUCUUUGGCCGGAGAAGAAUGUCAGGCAAAGAAUUUGGAUGACUGUGGAUGAAGCCAGAGAAGUUUGUAGGCAUUGGUGGAUGAAGGAAGCCUUGGACAUGUUAGUUGAGCGGCAUAAAUCUCUGCAACAACAGAACGAAGAGCAUGUGCUAUCGUGCGAUCUCUGAGAUAGAAAAGAUUAGAUUAAUUGUACAUAACACAUAUAUUCCCAAGUCUCAACGCACCAUGUCUUCAUGGAAACAUGCAGAAGACGGGUCAAGAUCGAACUAGUAAACAGAACUACCUGUUGUUCUUUACUGAAUGCUCUUAUAAUAAUAAAACCGAAGCAGGGAAAAGUAGCUGAAAAACGUAAAAUGUAAAUGUUAAUUUCUCUGGUGAGAUAUUAUAUCCUUUACUUUCCAUUUAA
Messenger RNA from Populus nigra (black poplar), 1105 nucleotides. Its product is annotated as nudix hydrolase 17, mitochondrial-like. Lineage: Eukaryota; Viridiplantae; Streptophyta; Magnoliopsida; Malpighiales; Salicaceae. Gene Ontology annotation, cellular component: cytoplasm; nucleus. Gene Ontology annotation, molecular function: pyrophosphatase activity. The record is from RefSeq and is a predicted model, not a curated record. The transcript is spliced from 5 exons. Bases 339 to 866 code for a protein of 175 amino acids.